CGGCCACCUUAGACACCAACAGCGACCAUGUCCAAUCCAGGUUAACUCCCCCCUCCUCCCCUUUAGCCAAAGCAGUCCUUCCCCCCCUCCCCUAUUAAGGCAAAUGGUCUGUGUGAGCAGCGGCCGGGGCGUAUAAAUGGGACGCGGAGCCGACAGACUGUAAUGCUGCGCCGGGUGCGGCAGUCUCUCCGGCAGGUGCUGUUUCUGAUGGCCCGGAGACCGGCUCUACUCUGCGGGACUAUCGUGCUCGGCGUCCUGCUCUUACUGGCCGUCAAGUUCACAUGCAGCCGUGCUAAAGAUGUGGUGGCAGCCGCUCGGCCUCCGGUGCGUUUCUUCUCUGCAGAGGCCCCGGUAGUGGACCUCUACUUGGGUCAGCUCGACCAGGUGGAGCGUCUCCGGAGUGUGGCGGAGGUUUCCCUCAUCUUCUUCUAUGCACCGUGGUGUGCUCACUCCAUGGCUGCCCGCCAGGAAGUGCAGCAGGUGGCCAAGAAACUGGCCAAACAGGUGCAGUUUGUGGCCGUUAACUGCUGGUGGAAUCAUGGGAAAUGCAGGAAGCAGAACCGUUUCUAUCAGUACCCGAUCAUCCAUCUGUUUUAUAGAAGGUUUGGGCCGAUAGAAUACAAGGGUCCAUUUGUGGCUCCAUAUGUGGAAAGUUUUAUUCUCAGAGUCAUCACGCCGCUCACGUACCUCCCGUCAAGAGCCACAGUGGAAGAGUUCCUCUCCUAUCACGAGCCUCGAGUGGUGGGUUUCUUCCAGUUUAACUCCUCUCCUCAGCCGCCGGGGUACAUCACCUAUCUGUCCUCUGCUCUGCAGGCCCUAAAAAGGGAUUUCCGUGGUGUUGUGCGUUUUGGGGUUGUAACCAACAAACUGGUGGCAGAUGCCAUCUCACUAAAAGAAGAUGAAACGGUUUAUCUUUACAGAAGAUUUAACUCCCCUUUGAUUUUCCCUCGAAGGGAACGCAACUUCACAUCAGAGGCCAUCUGUAGCUGGGUGUUUGAACACCACGAGACCGUCCUCCAGUGGCUGCAGCCUCCAGGAACAAAGUCCCGUCUUCUGGAGCACGAGCUAACUAAAGGUCCUGCACUGCUGCUGUUCCUGCCGCACAAUCCACUCGGGUCCAAACCCAAUCCAUUACUACAGCAGGUUGCAGACAUUGCUGUGCGUUACCAUUCCUGUGUCAACAAUAACCACGGUUUCUCCUCCAACCCGCUGUGCUGCCAGUCGGUUCUCCUCCCAGAGUCCAGUACCAGUGUGUGCGAGGUCUGCCUCAGUUCGUCACGGUCGAGCCUGACCAGCUCCUCCGUACGCUGCUCUUUCUCCUCCUCCACGGCUCAGGGAGGAGACAUGUUGCAGGAUUAUCUCAGACACUGCUGCCUACACCAACUACCUGCUGUGUCCAUCAAAACCACAACCUCAGCGGGCUGUACCAACUUUCUGAACAGCUACAGCCCAUUCAGUCAAUACAGUGCCUGCUGCAGAAAAGUAGAACCUCAACUCAAUGAAUCACAAGCCAAAGAGGAGCCGGACUUGCAGGGAGCUCCCCUCACACCUCCUCCUUCCUCCACCCCUCCGUCCUCCGCCCCGGAGCAGGGUGGAGACGGCAUCACAGGGCUGCGGUGUCAGACCAACAGGACGCUCAGGUUUUAUGUGCUGGAUGUCGCUCUGAACUGGCCUCUGGCGGUGAGGCUCGGGGCGACAGGCAACAGGAGUGCUCCUCCUCACCAGGGCGCCGGUUCACACGGCGACGGGUCGUUUGCAGCGAUUGUGAACCUGAAGGAUGAGGUUCAUUACGUUCUCCACCGCAGCCCAGCAUCCACGCUGACAGAGUCUCUGGAGGCCUUCAUCAGGAACUUCAGUGCUCCAUACAGCCUCCUACAGAGACACCUGGUGGGAGAAGAAGAGAGGAGAGGAGGAGGAGGAGGAGGAAGGGAGGAGGAGACCGGGCAGCACUCGCCUCCACGCCUCCUCAUCAAGGAACUGACCACUUCCUCCUUCCUGCCCUCCGUCAUGGACCUCCAGAAGGAUGUGCUGCUGUUCUACUACACUCAGUGGUGUGGAUUUUGCUCCGUUCUCAACCACGUCAUCAUCCAGCUGGCCAGAUUGUUACAGGGAAACAGCACCAUCACUGUGGCCAGGGUGAAUGUUGCGCGUAAUGAUCUUCCCUGGGAGUUCAUGGUGGAUCAUGUUCCCUCUAUUCUUCUGUUUCCCAAAUACAGAAAACACUCAAGUGUGAAGUUUCCCGAGGACCUGCCCAUCACGUUGCCCAACCUGCUUCGCUUCAUCCUGCAGCACUCCGGCUCCGUACAAUAUGCAGACAAACUGGUUCCAGCUUCCAGCGAGGCUGACGGUCUAGGACCCGGUUCCAUCCUCCGCGCGGAGUUCCUGGCUCUCCAGCGGGAGGUUCAAGCGCUGCGUCACGCCCGCGAACGUCUCUCCCAACAGCUGGCGCAGCUGUGGCGCGACAACCGACGGCUGACGUUCGACGCCCUCAGCUUGGAAGCCGAGAACACGGAGCUGAGGAGGGAACGGCAGAGCUUGGAGGAACAGCACCGGGAGAAGAGCCGGCAGCUCGGGGAGGCGGUGAGGAGGCUGCAGGAGCUGGCGGACACCUCGGAGAGCCUGCUGAACGAGAACACACUGCUCAGGGUCCUGCUGAGGGCGCUGAAGGACAGGACAGAGUUCAAAGAGCAGGCAGAGGUGGAGAGGAAAGAGGCAGAACAGAGAAGAAGCCACAUGGCCUCCUGACCACAAGUCUGCAGGGAGGAAAGAGGGCCAGGAAAAUGAAAGAAGGACUGAAAUGGAGGAGAAAAUUGAUGGAAUUAGACCUGAGAUAUGACCUGAUAGUUUCAUGUCAUGGAAAAGAGCGAAUGAGGAUGGAAUGACAGCUUUGAUCUGUCAGAAGAAAAUCUAAGCCUGCUGCUAAAUCGGGUAGGAAGUAAGGAAACACUUAAAAAGAGAAAGGAAACAAAGAAGUUGGAUGGGUAAACAGCAGUGUUUGUAGGAGACAUAAUGCUCCGAGGUGCUGUCGUCAUAGUGGGCGUAUCCACUCUUAGGAAUACACACUAGUAUGAGAAUUAAGUGCCAACUGUGCUUUCAAAAGUGUCAUUUUUGUUGAAAGGUGAAGGCGUAACCUGAGUUAAACGUUCUACACAGAACCUGCAGCCCAGUUCUCUACAUUCCCUGAGGAACCGUUAACUCUCAUACAAAAGAUAUUUGAAGAAUUUGUCUCAAAAAAGAGGAAAAUCAUUGACGCGGUUUAAAUAACCUGUAGCUUUCAGCAUCAUUUCCACAUCAUUCAUUAUAUCAUCAGAGUUGUUUUGGACUCACUACUUUUCUACAGUUUCUCUCUUUUCUUUUUUUUAAAGAGAAAUAUUGUUUUCAUUAUAGCUUUGGUUUUUGCAUUCUUAAUUACUUCCAGUUUUUCCUUCUUUGCCUUACUCCUGAUCAGUGUGACGCUUAUGAUUCAACACUUCCAGAUGUUUUUCACAUUAAAAGCCUAUCUAUGAAAGGAAUGAUGUCAGAAGAAGUUUGAUUCAUGGUAGUUUAAAGAAGAACACCACCUAAAUUAAGAAUUCUUAAUUCUUAAAUUUCUUGGCUUAUUAUAGUUAAACCAACAUUUGUGAGCAUUAGCUUCUCUCUCUCUCUCUCAAAUCCAGAAACAAGAGUAUAUUAAAUGUAUUAAGUAUGAAGUCUGGAGCUGCUCCAUUGACAAAUAAUGGAAGAUGAUUUUGACCCACACAAGGCAAUGCAUGUUUUGCUUUAUUCUAUUGCAGAAUUUUCCAUACUGACACGCUAAAACAGUAUGUGAUUUUUUAAUUUUUAUUAUGACCCAAACCUUAGUUUAAAACCAGUACGAGUUAUAUACUAUUUCCAAUAAAACUUAUUUUUAUGCAAAACUAGACAUUAAGCCGUCAUAAAUAUCCCAAAAUGCAAUGCGGUAGUGACAACAACGCUCAUAACGCAAUGUCAGACAGCUCUGUAACGUCAAUGAUGCAUUCAAAUAAAGUUUAAGUAUAAGAUGCCACUUUAUUAGGCCCUUAUAUAUUUUUCAAAUUAGUUUGGACUAUUUUAGACUACUUUAUUCACAAGUGAGCGAUAGUACACAUGUUGAUUAGUUUUUGGACUGUGUUAGACCAUAGGAGUGAUGUGAAUCAAUUUUGAAAACAGGCAUAUUUUAUCUUUAAUAUUGUUUAGGGGAAAAAGCAGAGUGUAGUGCCUGACUCUGGCUGAUUGAAUAAAUACUGUGGAAAAGUACAUUUAGGGAGAUUUAUCAGGACAAAAUGUAAAAGUGGAUGAGGGAGGGAGUAUUAGAAAUAAAGGCCUGGCUCUCUCCGCCACUGAGGGAACUAUAAAAGCCACUAUUAUGCUGCUAUACUGGCUGAGAGAAGAUGAUGAUGAUGUUUUCCCAUCAUGCUUUGCUCAUUAAUAUAUGUGCAGUGGUUUGUGAGUGUGAGACUACAGGUUAGUGAUGUGGAAUUUGGCUGCAGGGAGAGAGGCCUACGAAUGAAGCUGAGACUUAUUUAAUAUUAAAGAUGAGGCGUCUGCAUUUGAGCACUCUGAAUAAUUAGCAAAAACUUUCUUUUCUCUUUUUCUUUUUUUUAAGGGAUAUUGUUCUUUUGUUGAACUGAUCUAUUUUUACAGGAAUCCUCGAGUCACUAAAAUAUGAUUUCUUUGUAACUAUUCAGGUAUUGAGAAUGAGAUGCUGCAAUUGUUUACAUGUGAAAUAUUGCACCUGUUUUUACUGAUUAAAAAAA
Messenger RNA from Anoplopoma fimbria (sablefish), 4754 nucleotides. RefSeq names its product thioredoxin domain containing 11 (gene txndc11). The transcript has 13 exons. The record is from RefSeq and is a predicted model, not a curated record. The coding region runs from base 163 to 2745 and encodes 860 amino acids. Lineage: Eukaryota; Metazoa; Chordata; Actinopteri; Perciformes; Anoplopomatidae.